UCACAGAGCGAAUAAUACAUUUGUGAAUUGUUUAGUUACGGGUUUAUGAGGACAUUAAGAACCCCUGUCAUGUGUUGCUGGUUAUACAGCGUGUAGAGUUGUUGGAAUCUGGCAGGGUUGGUGUUUGGUGUUUGCUGUUCUUUGGCUGAACCAGCUGUGCGCGUGCAGAAGCUCGUUAUCAGCUCUCAGUAAACAGUGUGUCAGAAAGCCGCUUCCUGGCGACACGGGUUACUUUCAGCUGCCUGAGCGUCUGAAAUGAUGGGGAAGGAGGAGUGAAUGCUGAGGACUUGUUGAUGGCGGAGACGCGGUGAUCUGUGGGCUGAGACAGCAGGCAGGCGCGCGCCUUUUUCCCGCCUUACAGCGCCACACACACACACACACACACGCACACACACACACGGUGUGCUCCUUGUAGAACUACAAAACACACCGCGGAGCUAUUAAAGAAGAAAGAUAUUUGGCUGUUCGAGUGUUGAGAGAGAAUGUGGCAGUGCGUCGCACGGCGGCCACGUCCUUUUCCAAAUCAGGGUCUUUAGUCGGCGUGUUACUGACACGCGCACCGCGUCGCCCUCGACUGUUCUCCCGUCGGCUUCACGAGGUCCCGAGCGCGGGUAUGCGCGCGUGCCCAAAAACGGGCUACCGGAGAAUUCGCGUUUCCUCCGCCUCAAACUUGUCUCCGGGUCUCACCGUCGCACCUGUCGCGGUACUCUGGAUGCCGUCAGGAAGAGCGGAACACGUUCAGGAGAUGCCUGCCGUGCAUGCCGGGUGAGCAGAGAGGUCUCACUGCUCCUCCUUAGGAGGAGAGGUAGACAUCCAUUUCUCCAUCUCCGAUUUUUAAUGCGCGCGGACGCGUCUGUGAUGGCGCUGACUAACCAGAGCUAAGAGAGGAAAAGGGGAGAGGAAAGUUCCGGAUACGUCUCUCCUCUCUCUCCUCUCUCUCUUUCACACACACACUUGUGUGGUUAAAAGCCAUCCGUGAAUGCAUGUAACGGAACCGGACUACUGACAAUAACUGGAAAUAAUAUAAAACCUGCAGGUUCGUGCGCCUGCACUGGAUUCGGGGAAGAUGUGAAUCAAACCUGCUGGUACUUUUUUUUUUUUGCGAUGUGUCUGAAGCCCGAGCUCGUCUCGUGCGCGCACUACUGAAUUAAACCCGGGCGGUAAACUGAUAGGAAGCGGAGCGAGCGGAGGGCCAGCGCGUGCGGACGGGAUUAUGGGACAGUGAUACAGCGCGCGCGCGUCGUCGUCGUCGUCUGUGCUGCGUUCGAGAAGAGUUGCGCGCGCGGGGGGUUUCGUGAGCCAUGGCAGCGGCGAUAGCCAGCGGUUUGAUCCGCCAGAAGCGGCAGGCGCGGGAGCAGCAUUUAGACCGACCCUCCACGAACCGAAGGAGGAAGAGCCCGAACAAGAACAAAGGUCUCUGCAACGGCAACCUCGUCGACAUCUUCGCUAAAGUGCGAAUCUUCGGCCUCAGGAAGCGGAGACUACGGCGCCAAGAUCCCCAGCUCAAGGGUAUAGUGACCAGGUUAUAUUGCAGGCAGGGAUACUACUUGCAAAUGAACGUCGAUGGAUCUCUUGAUGGGACCAAGGAUGACAGCAGUAAUUCUUCAUUGUUCAAUCUCAUCCCUGUGGGCCUCCGAGUUGUUGCUAUUCAGUCCGUGAAGACAGGGUUAUACAUCGCCAUGAAUGGAGAAGGCUAUCUGUACACAUCAGAACUCUUUACAGCUGAAUGCAAGUUUAAAGAGUCAGUGUUUGAGAACUACUAUGUGAUCUACUCGUCCAUGUUGUACAGACAGCAGGAGUCAGGAAGAGCCUGGUUUCUGGGUCUCAAUAAAGAGGGCCAGGCAAUGAAGGGCAACCGAGUGAAGAAAACCAAACCAGCUGCUCACUUCCUGCCCAAGCCAUUAGAAGUCGCGAUGUACCGAGAGCCAUCAUUGCACGACGUGGGAGAGACCGUGCCCAAAGCUGCUGCGCCACCCGCUAAAAGCACAAACGAGCCGGCCGUGAUGAACGGAGGCAAGCCUGUCAGCCAGGAGGCUAGCAAGCCCAGCACAUAGCCCACCCUUGACUUAGUAAAAGGGCGACAUGCCAACCUUUUCUCUUCAAUGGAUCUGGCCCAGACGAGUCUCCUUCUGUUCUCCUUUUCUGCUCUCCUCUGACUUUCUCCCUCCACUUGGCAAAUUGAUUGCAGAAGUGCGGCCAAGCGUAGCGACAAGGAGGAUUCGACUGAAUGAAUCAUCUGAACCCGCACCAUGGAAUGCCCUAGCAGAUAUGGAAUGCCUUUAACCCUCUCACUGAAAAUCCAUACCCUUUAGAUCACCACCCCCUUUCCUGCACCUGCACAUACAAUACCAAGACCCAUUUGUCUGUGACUGUGACAAUCCCUGAGAACGAAGAGUGGAACUGGUGGCCGUGGGUCGUGUUGAGCAGUGGCCAUCUUUGUCUCGCUGAUGGUCACCCAUGACUACUUUUUUUUGAGCCCUGUAACAGAAGCGUCUAAUUCAGAUCUAUUUUCUAUACACAGCGAAAACACCAGCUAUGCUCUGGGGGAAGUAAACUACUGACUGACUCAUGAGAAAUACA
This is a messenger RNA of Silurus meridionalis, 2580 nucleotides long. RefSeq names its product fibroblast growth factor 14 (gene fgf14). The record is from RefSeq and is a predicted model, not a curated record. Gene Ontology annotation, cellular component: cytoplasm. The transcript has 5 exons. Gene Ontology annotation, biological process: positive regulation of cell population proliferation; cell differentiation; positive regulation of gene expression. The coding region runs from base 1302 to 2054 and encodes 250 amino acids. Lineage: Eukaryota; Metazoa; Chordata; Actinopteri; Siluriformes; Siluridae. Gene Ontology annotation, molecular function: fibroblast growth factor receptor binding; growth factor activity.